AUGAUUAUAACCAUUGACUUCUCAAGAAACAACUUCACAGGAGAGAUUCCAAAGGUGAUUGGUAAGCUCAACUCACUCAAAGGCCUCAAUUUUUCUCAUAACAAGCUUGUUGGUAAUAUCCCUUCAUCAUUGGGAAAUUUGAGCAAUCUGGAAGGGUUAGAUCUCUCCUCCAACGAGCUUGAUGGAAUGAUUCCAAGACAAUUGGGGACAAAUCUGCAUCAACUCGAAGUUUUAAAUCUUUCGGUGAACAAAUUGGAGGGACCAAUUCCUCGUGGCCCACAAUUCAAUACAUUCAAUGAAGAUUCAUAUAGUGGGAAUUCGGGCUUAUGUGGAUUUCCACUUAAAUCAUGCAACGAGGACAAAACAUCAUCACCAACCUCUCAACAAGAAGAGGAGGAGGAGCAUGCGAAUGGAUUAUCUGAUUGGAAAAUCGUGUUGAUGGGAUAUGGAAGUGGAAUGGUUAUUGGAAUUUCAUUGGGAUACAUGCUCCUUUCCGAUAAAAUCAUUGAUGGGCUGGUCGAAACGGUAAAAGGAGAACAAUGGAGUCGUUUGGUAAAAAGAUCAAAGCGGAAUGCUCGUCAAGAUCGUAGAAUUGGAAGAAGACAUUAGUUUACAUUUUCUGUAUUUUGUUGAAAUAUCUGUAAUAACUUUUGUGUAUUCUUAAUAAAUUAUGUUGUUGUUUACAAAAAAGUAUGUUUUCUAUUCUACGCAGUGAUUUAUUAUUA
Cannabis sativa is the source of this 725-nucleotide messenger RNA. Its product is annotated as receptor-like protein 9DC3. Bases 1 to 609 code for a protein of 202 amino acids. Gene Ontology annotation, molecular function: protein binding. The transcript has a single exon. NCBI's taxonomy places the organism in Eukaryota, Viridiplantae, Streptophyta, Magnoliopsida, Rosales, Cannabaceae. The record is from RefSeq and is a predicted model, not a curated record.